Molecule: messenger RNA, 3355 nt
Organism: Eruca vesicaria subsp. sativa (arugula)
Lineage: Eukaryota; Viridiplantae; Streptophyta; Magnoliopsida; Brassicales; Brassicaceae
Source: the annotation of a GenBank genome assembly
AUGCCGACGUCGCAGCUAUUACCCGAUUCAAGCGGCGAAGGUUUCCGUUGGGAAGCAGCUGGCCGGAUUCUUCAGUCUGGCAAAUCCGAUUCUCCGCCAACCGAAGCUCCUCCUCUACCUUCCAUGGCGGAUCUCUUGCUCCGAGGAUGCUCGAAACUUAUAGAACCAGAGGAAUCGAAGCCAACAAUGUUCACGACUGCUUCGGGAAAAUCCGUAGCUCUUAAAGAGUCUUCGAUUUCCAGAGCCAAAUUGAUUUUAGCAGAUUCAGAAAAUAACGCUCUCUCCAGGGAGAGUGGGUUUGGUGUUCCCAACUCCUUUUUACAGACUGCUUCUGACAAGAAGGUUAAUGUGUCUUCUGCUGGUAUGGCAAGAGCCAAGGCCUUGUUAGGACUUGAAGAAGAUGAUUUUAGUGGAUUCAAACACGUGAACCAUUUACCUUCUUCCCACCAGCAACAUGGAUUAGGAACUCCUGAGGCAUCUAGAGUUACAUCGGUUCAGCAUCGUUCUGUUACUCCAGGAGGACAUUAUGAGGGUCAUGUAUCUGGGAAACGCUCUGAAGGUUUAAGUUCAUCUCCAAAGGUUCCUCAAACAAAGUUUCAAACUGCUGGUGGGAGAUCACUGUCUGUGUCAGUCGAAGCCUUGAAUCGUGCAAGAAGCCUUCUUGGAGACCCUGAGUUAGGGCCUUUCUUUGACGAUGAAGCAACAUGUGGUCACUUUGUUACACCACAGAAAGAUAAAUGGAUAGGUGGCGAUAUUGCUCAUGAAGCAAAGACAAGCAACAAGCAUACAUCUAAUAGUUUUAUAUCUCCUCUUCAAUCAUCUUCAAAGCAAUUUAGAUCAGUCAAAUUGGAGGACGUAGCUUCAGGGGUUAAUUUGAUCAAGAAAUUUGAUGCGGCUGUUGAUGAGACACAUGGUCUAUCAAAUAACAGGCCUUUAGCAUCUGAUAUGGCAGUUAAUAAGACCACGGGAAACGCUUACAUUCCAAGAGCUACACAGUUUGGAAGGCAAGCUCACCAGCCACUUGUCGAUAUCACAAAUCGCAGUGAUAUCGCUUAUGCAAACAAUAGACAAGAAAGUAGCCAAAAGAAAAGACUGGGAAAGACAGUCUCCAUUCCUCCUUUUAAAAGGCCGAGAACCUCCUCCUUUAAAACUCCUCUAAUGAAAAAUGACCAGCAUGCUUCAAGUGGUUUGCCUGUCGUAUCUUGUGAUACACAAUAUUCCAAAAGGGUGCUUUCUACAAGACCUGAAGAAGGGUCUCCAAGAAUAUAUAUCAAGGAUUAUUUUGGAAUACGUCCAACAGCUACGACCAAGAUGGAUGUGCCAGAACAUGUCAGAAGAAUCAAAUCAAGUAAUGCAGAUAAAUAUGUAUUUGGUGAUGUAUCUUCCUCAAGCGUGGUGGGAGCUGAAACUUUUCUUCACAUGUUGGCAGAAUCUGGUGCUUUCUCACAACGUGCAUCUAGAGAGUGGGUCACCAAUCACUACAGGUGGAUAGUCUGGAAACUCGCUUGCUACGAGACAUACUACCCAGCCAAAUGCAGAGGAAACUUUCUGACAGUCACCAAUGUUCUCCAGGAACUAAGAUAUAGAUAUGAGAGAGAGGUCAAUCAUGGUCACUGCUCUGCAAUAAAGAGGAUUCUGAGUGGUGAUGCUCCAGCUUCUUCAAUGAUGGUGCUCUGCAUAUCUGCUAUUAAUCCAAACACUCGAGAAACACAUGGUUCUGAUAGUGGCAUCAAUGUGAAAAUAGAACUCACUGAUGGGUGGUAUUCAAUAAAUGCUGCUCUGGAUGUCAUGCUGAAAAAACAGCUGAAUGCUGGAAAAUUGUUUGUUGGGCAGAAACUUCGGAUACUCGGGGCAGGACUUUCUGGCUGGAGUAUCUCAACAUCACCUCUUGAGGCAGUGAUUUCGAAUGCAAUCUGUUUGGUGUUGAAUAUUAAUGGGACAUACAGAGCUCACUGGGCGGACCGACUAGGAUUCUGUAAAGAAGUUGGUGUCCCUCUGGCUCUCAACUGUAUCAAGUGCAAUGGGGGCCCUGUGCCUAAAACGCUAGCUGGAAUUACACGAAUAUACCCUAUCCUAUACAAGGAAAAGUUAGGUGAAAAGAAGUCAGUAGUUCGAUCAGAGAGGAUGGAAUGGAGAAUGAUCGAGCUGCAUAACCAGAGGCGCUCAGAUCUUAUAGAGGGUCUUAUAUGUGAGUACCAGGGAGGAAUCAAUGGUGUCCGUAGCCAGAACGAUACUGACAGCAAAGAAGGAGCCAAGCUCUUUAAGCUGUUAGAGUCUGCUGCUGAACCUGAUUUCCUAAUGGCAGAUAUGAGUAUGGAAGAGUUGAACUGUUUCAAUAGAUAUAAAGAAAAGUUUGAGGCGGCCAUGAAAAAAAGGAUGGAAAAAUCACUUGCAAAAGCUCUGGAAGACGCUGGCUUAGGUGAGAGGGAUGUCACUCCAUUCAUGAGGAUUCGGCUUGUUGGACUGACGAGCUUAAGUUAUGAUGGACACCCAAAUCCAAAAGAAGCCAUUUUAACAAUCUGGAAUCCAACGGAGACACAGAGAACCGAGUUGACAGAGGGGAAAAUAUACGCAAUGAAGGGGCUGGUACCAAUGAACAUAGAUUCAGAAACACUGUACUUACAUGCCAGAGGAUCUACCUCAAGAUUGCAGCCUUUGUCUCCAAAAGCUUCUGAAAAUUUUCAGCCAUUUUUCAACCCCCGUAAAUCGAUGUCAUUGUUGGAUCUUGGUGAAAUUCCUCUUGGAAGUGAAUUUGAUAUGGCGGGGUACGUUGUAUAUGUUGGAAAUGCAUACACGGAUGUUGACCAAAAGAAGCAGUGGGUGUUUGUUACAGAUGGAUCCUUACAAUAUUCAGAUUCAGGGAACAUCGCAAAUAGUCUUCUCGCUAUAAGCUUCAGCACAUCAUCCAUGGAUGACCUCCACACUCCCCUCAUUAGCCAUAAUGUUGUUGGAUCUGUGGUAGGGUUCUGCAAUCUAAUAAAAAGAGCCAAAGAUGUGGAAAACGAUAUGUGGGUUUGUGAAGCGAUGGAGAACUCGGACUACUUCUUAAACGCAGAUGCUGCUUGCCCUUCUCACCUCAAAACCACCAGUGGCCAUAUCCAAAUAUGGGCAAACCUCUCUUUUUCUAAAUCCAUCAUCCACCAACUUCGGCAAAGAGCUCUAUUUAUUGUCGGUGCUUAUUAAUCACGACCAUGCACAGCAGCACAGAGUGUAUUGCACACAUAUAUAUGUCUUUUGUGGGGGAUAGUUAAGGCCAAUUGGAUCCGUGAGUACCGUUAAACGUAAUGAUAUUUUCUCCCCCCGUACUUGGUAAUCUCAUCAAGGACAACAUUCUAAGCAAUGUGUAAAGUAUGUC